Molecule: messenger RNA, 1888 nt
Organism: Drosophila willistoni
Lineage: Eukaryota; Metazoa; Arthropoda; Insecta; Diptera; Drosophilidae
Gene: List
Product: sodium-dependent nutrient amino acid transporter 1
Exons: 7
Coding region: 53-1747 (564 amino acids)
Biological process (GO): sodium ion transmembrane transport
Cellular component (GO): membrane
Molecular function (GO): L-amino acid transmembrane transporter activity
Source: RefSeq, a predicted model, not a curated record
UUUGCGGUCAGUCGUUAGAGCGACCUCCAAGUGUGCACAGUUCGUCGAGAAGAUGUCACGUAAGCAGACGAAAAUAGAGAUCACCUCGAAGGCAACACCGCCAACAGAAGCAGAACCAGAACAGUGGGGCAAUGGCCUAGAAUUUCUAUUCUCUUGCAUUUCGCUGUCAGUGGGAUUGGGCAAUAUUUGGCGUUUUCCCUACAUAGCCUUUCAAAAUGGUGGUGGAACCUUUGUGAUACCCUAUUUGAUAGCCCUGCUGGUAAUUGGACGUCCUGUCUAUUAUCUGGAGAUAUCCCUAGGACAAUUUAGUGGAAGAGGAGUAAUGAAAGCCUUCGAUGUGGCUCCUUUGAUGAAGGGUGUGGCCGCUGGACAGAUGGUGGCCACUGCAUGCUCCAUAACCUAUUACUCCAGCAUUAUGGCGCUGACUUUGCGUUUUCUGGUGGCCUCAUUUAGUUUUGUGUUACCCUGGAGCUAUUGCUGGCCCAGUUGGGGCGGAGAUUGUCAUGAUGGUCUGGAUGUGAAUGCCACCGGAAAGUUAUCCCCUGCCCAGUUGUAUUUUGAACGUGAAAUCCUUCAUGAGGUGGCAAAUAUUAAUGAAGGUUUGGGUCUACCCAAUUGGCAAUUGGUUGUCUGCCUGGCUGUGGCUUGGCUAAUUAUUGGAGCUGUUCUCAUACGUGGCAUUAAGAGCAGUGGCAAGGCUGCCUAUUUUCUUGGUGUCUUUCCCUAUGUGGUCCUGUUGAUUCUGCUAAUUAGAGCUGUUACCCUGCCAGGAGCCUGGGAUGGCAUUGUCUAUUUCUUUAAGCCCCAGUGGCGGGAGCUAUUGAAUCCCUUGGUUUGGUAUGCUGCAGUUACCCAGGUCUUCUUCUCUUUGGCCAUUUGCUUUGGCACCUUGAUAACCUAUGCCAGCUAUAAUAAUUUCAAUCGAAAUGUCUACAAUGACAUUGUAAUCAUAACCACUAUGGAUUCAUGCUCCUCCAUUAUAGCAGGUUGCAUUACUUUUGGCAUUCUGGGUAAUUUGGCUAAGCAAACGGGCAUAACAGAUAUUGGCAGUGUGGUGAAAGGUGGCGCUGGUUUGGCCUUUAUAUCGUAUCCAGAGGCCAUAGCCAAAUUUGAAUAUGUUCCACAGAUCUUUGCGGUCCUUUUCUUUCUCAUGCUCUUUGUCCUAGGCAUUGGCAGUACGGUGGGCAUGGGUUCGUGCAUUUUGCGUGUCAUACGGGAUCAGUUUGGUUCACGUGCAGGACCUAGUUGGGUCCUUGCCAGCUCACUGGCUGCCCUGGGUUUUGCUGUGAGCAUUGUCUAUAUGACACCGGGUGGACAAUUUAUAUUGAAUCUUGUUGAUUUCUAUGGUGUAUCAUUUACGGCCCUCAUUUUGGCCAUUGGUGAAUUGUUGGCCAUUGCCUGGAUCUAUGGUGUUCAACGUUUCUGUGCGGAUAUCAAAUUCAUGAUGGAUAUUGAGACGGGUUGGUAUUGGCGUAUUUGUUGGUCCUAUAUCACACCUGGCUUGAUGUCGGCUGUUCUUGUUUAUACUCUGCUCGACAUGGCUGCUUUAACCUACAAGGCCGUACCCUAUCCGACAAUGGCUCAUGUAUUUGGCUGCCUUUUGGCUGCUUUGGGUCUAAUUCAGUUGCCCGGUUGGGCACUCUAUGCCGUGUUCAAGCAUCCCGGCGGCACCCUUUGGCAGAAACUAUGUGCAGCCAGCCGACCAUCGGAUACUUGGGGACCAGCCAAUGCUCAAGUUGCCAACUAACCUAAAGCAAGAACAAAAACAACAACAACAACAACAAUUGUUGCUCUUAAAGGAUUUAUUUGUUGUUUUCUUUUUAUUCUUAGUGUAUAUGUAUAAUAUUAUAUUGUUUAGAGACAAACAAUGAGAAUUCACUUGCAGGAA